UGGAGAUCCGGUUGGGAUUGAAACAAACAACUAAGUGUAUUUAAGGACUUUCUUUAUUGAUUCAAUUUGGAAGGGACACAGUAGGAAAGGUAUCCAAACCGAUUUGUGUGAUAUACAGAGAAGAUACAAUCAUGAGGGUAGUUUUGAUAGGCUGCUUGUGCUUGAUGAGUAUGAUCCUCAUGGCAACCGCCACUGACUCUUUCUAUGGCAUGCCCGCAUAUGGCUCGUACGGGAGUGGCGCUGCUAUUUCCCCACUUGGAUACGGGUACGGGGGCGGAUUUGGCGGUGGUCUAGGCGGUGCGGGCGGCGGCAGCGGAGGAAUGGGUGGAAUCUUUAACAUCCUCAUCUUCUUGUUCGUUUUCAUCAUCAUCAUCAAUGUCUUGUUCGGUGGAGCCGGUGGGUUUGGCGGACUCGGAGGAUCAGGAAGCAGCGGCAAGAGUGGAAGCAAAUACAGUGGAGGCAGCAACUAUGGAGAUGGUUUGAGUCACUACAAAAAAUAA
Dreissena polymorpha is the source of this 500-nucleotide messenger RNA. RefSeq names its product ctenidin-3-like. The record is from RefSeq and is a predicted model, not a curated record. The transcript is spliced from 3 exons. Bases 132 to 500 code for a protein of 122 amino acids. NCBI's taxonomy places the organism in Eukaryota, Metazoa, Mollusca, Bivalvia, Myida, Dreissenidae.